AUGUCCAAGGUAUUUUUCGAUGUUGAAGCUGAUGGUCAACCAUUAGGCAGAGUUGUAUUCAACUUGUACAACGACGUUACUCCAAAGACUGCUGAAAACUUCAGAGCUCUAUGUACUGGUGAAAAGGGUUUCGGUUACGCUGGUUCUCCAUUCCACAGAGUCAUUCCAGACUUCAUGUUGCAAGGUGGUGAUUUCACUGCUGGUAACGGUACUGGUGGUAAGUCUAUCUACGGUGGUAAGUUCCCAGAUGAAAACUUUGUUAAGAAGCACGACAGACCAGGUUUGUUGUCCAUGGCCAAUGCUGGUCCAGGUACCAACGGUUCUCAAUUCUUCAUCACCACUGUCCCAUGUCCAUGGUUAGACGGUAAGCACGUUGUCUUUGGUGAAGUUGCUGAAGGUUUCGAUGUUGUCAAGAAGGUUGAAACUUUGGGUUCUCCAUCUGGUGCCACCAGAGCUAGAAUUGUCGUUGCCAAGUCCGGUCAAUUAUAA
Molecule: messenger RNA, 489 nt
Organism: Vanderwaltozyma polyspora DSM 70294
Lineage: Eukaryota; Fungi; Ascomycota; Saccharomycetes; Saccharomycetales; Saccharomycetaceae
Gene: CPR1
Product: peptidylprolyl isomerase CPR1
Exons: 1
Coding region: 1-489 (162 amino acids)
Biological process (GO): protein peptidyl-prolyl isomerization; protein folding
Molecular function (GO): peptidyl-prolyl cis-trans isomerase activity
Source: RefSeq, a predicted model, not a curated record